AUGGUAAUCCAUGAAUAUCUUGGUGUAUCCAGUAUACGAUGUUACUCCGACCACUCUGGUCCUAAUUCUGCCGGAGGUAUUGAGAGAUGUGACGGGGACAUGGCCUGCUCAUCUGCUAGGAUAAUAUUCCGUGAGGAAGGAGAGCUACGGAAAGCAAUGGCUAGACAGUGUGUUGCUCGAACACCAGACAGAUCGAGUGGAUCUGGAUGGCCCUGGUGUACUGAGGAGUGGGCUGGAGGAGAUGAAGGAGGAAUGGAGGUUCUAACUUGUUUUUGUAAUACGGACCUCUGUAACGAUAACAACUUUAACCGCGGAAAGUUCAGUGAAUGGACCGCGGCAACCAUGGCGCGUUUAAAGUCCGGUCCAACGCAUAUUAUGGACAUCGCUGUUACAGUGGCGACAGCUGCUGUAGCACUCUUUUUCCUCGCAGUUGUUGUCUCAAAUAUUCCUUGGAAAUCUAUCCUGGGUUCCGGGAGCUCCAAGGAGGGGGAGAGGGAGGAGGAGAAUGGUGACCAGGAGGAAGAUGACGAGGAGAAGGAGGAGAAAGAUGAAGAUAAAAGAGAAAAGAAGGAUUAAAGUUCCAAAGUUUUUUUAAAUUUUAUAAUCUUGUAUUUUUAAUUUGAAUCACGUGGUUAGGGAUCAAUCAUAAAAGUAUUAUAAGUCACAAAUUCAACUUUUUUCGAUUCAACUUUCUUUAAUUUGCAUUUAGGUCUAGACAACUAGUAUUGGAACACCGUUAUUAAUCAACUAGCAUAAACUUUAUUAUGUAAAUUCACCCAUUCAAGGGCGUAUAGCGUAUACAAAGCGUAGUGUAGGCAAAAAUGGCGAGAGUCUGAAACUUAAGACAAGGGUAACGGAAUAAAACCGGACAUUUUAAGCCUGGUUUCAUGAAUAGGGUAAAUAAUUUUUCAGUUUCAGAACUAGGUCCAUAAAAUCAGAGCAAGUGACGUCAAUUAAGAGCUUUAAAAUUUGUCCAAAUGUUUGCUUUCUAAGUUUUUUCUUUCUUGUUUUCAUUUUAACAUUGGUGACCGGGGUUUUAUUUUUAUGUUGGAUUAUUACAAAUAAAAAGAUGAAUGUGAUUUUGUCUCAAGUAUCUGUGAUUUAGGUGAAAUAAAUGAAUGUGUAAACACUGUUAAAAA
Messenger RNA from Eurytemora carolleeae, 1139 nucleotides. RefSeq lists its product as uncharacterized. Lineage: Eukaryota; Metazoa; Arthropoda; Copepoda; Calanoida; Temoridae. The transcript is spliced from 5 exons. The record is from RefSeq and is a predicted model, not a curated record. The coding region runs from base 1 to 576 and encodes 191 amino acids.